Messenger RNA from Peronospora matthiolae, 1290 nucleotides. NCBI's taxonomy places the organism in Eukaryota, Oomycota, Peronosporomycetes, Peronosporales, Peronosporaceae. The record is from the annotation of a GenBank genome assembly.
AUGGCGGGCGACUUUAACUGCGUCCAGUGCCCUCUCCUCGAUCGGUACGGCAGUUACCGAUCGCACCGAUCGGAAAGCCCUGCCCUGGACGCGGCAGUUGCGACACUGGGCUUGGCGGAUGCGAGAGAUCUUCGGGAUCAUGCGGAUGACGAGGGCACUGGCGAUCCUACUGAUCAUUUCACUUACUGGAAUGGGGACCGUGCCAGUCGCAUCGAUCGUUUCUAUGUGCCUGAGGGGUGGGUAGGUCGCGUGCUGUGGAUUGAAGCGCGGGUGCCAUCCAAUCAGUCGGACCAUCAGGAGGUUGUGCUACACCUACGUGACCUGAACAAACCUCGUUCGUCAUGCCGGCAUGGGCGUGUAACAUAUCCGAUUCAUUCAUCGAACCCUGGCAGGAUCGUUGACGAACUCGUCGCGGAAAUGGACGGAAGGGCUAUAGGUCAGAGCGUUUCUACCCUCACUUGGGACGCGGAUGUCACAGAGUGUCAACAGUGCGUUCGACGCAUCCGGAAGCGGGUCAAACAGCGCAGAGCGCGAUUUCGUCGGAAGAUUCAGGGCAGAGCUCGGCGACCUCUCCUGACCCGGCCGCAAUUUAUCUCCUGCAAUAUGGAGGAAUUACGGCAGGAACAUCUGGUGCGACUGGGCCAGAAGCUCGCCAGGACGGCUGACCAGUUGCGCUAUUUUUACAAGCGGGUUGCCGACUGGGAACGCAAUCAAACAGUCACAACAAUUUCGCGCAUCCACGGCCCGCAUUUUACCCGGGAUAUGACUAAUGCGGAUAAAUUUGCCUCCGAAUGGUCUACAGUCCUUGGCAAAGUUCAUUGCCAGGAGGAGAGAGUGGACUUGCCGUCAGCCAUUCGCCGUUUUGUCAAUCUACCCACAGACCGAGUCUUGUCUUCUGCCGACAACCGGGCUCUCUUGGCUGAUUUUUCGGAAGCGGAAGUCCUUGCAGCCGUUUCUGGGCUCAGUCGACAUAAGUCGGCGGGACUGGACGGGCUCAACAACGAUUUUUACAAGGAUACGUCUGCACUUCUUGUCCCCGCCCUGGUCCAGCUCAGCAAUCAAAUUUUGGCUGGAGCUGAUCCCCCGCCUUCAUUUCUCGAAGCUUUGAUCAUACCCUUGCGAAAAAGGGAGACUCGGCGGAUGCGAUGGAUUACAGACCGAUUUCUCUACUCCAAACCAGCUACAAGAUCUUUGCGAAAGUGCUGGCAACACGACUGCAACGCGUAUUACCAAAAGUCAUUGGUGACUCGCAGCAAGGCUUCGUACACGGACGCCAGAUGUCUAAACUAG